Molecule: messenger RNA, 2160 nt
Organism: Dunckerocampus dactyliophorus (ringed pipefish)
Lineage: Eukaryota; Metazoa; Chordata; Actinopteri; Syngnathiformes; Syngnathidae
Gene: shdb
Product: Src homology 2 domain containing transforming protein D, b
Exons: 7
Coding region: 359-1546 (395 amino acids)
Molecular function (GO): phosphotyrosine residue binding
Source: RefSeq, a predicted model, not a curated record
UGCUUUGUGGAAGAUAAGAGGACAUUCCUCCUGGAAUGUAGCACCUCCCCUUUCAACGCUGUGACUUCUUUCUCUCUUUCUGCAAGCCGCACGACACACACUCCCACUCGUCGCUUGGACCUUCACCUUCUCCUCCUCCUCCUCCUCCACUCUCAGGAUCCCCGCUGGAUAUUCUCCCACACGCUCGUUGCUGUUUGAAAAGAAGAUAAAAGGCGUGGAAGCUCGUGGAAGACGUUUAUUUGUUCGGCAGGCGACAUGCGGGACGGCGGAAUAAAGCCUGCAAAGUGUGUGAGAGGCUGAGCAGGCUGCCGCUGCUGUCUCUUCUACCACACGGCGGCUGGAAGGAAGCAGAGGCGCGAUGGCCAAGUGGCUCAAAGACUACCUGAGUUUCGGCAGCAGAAAGGUUCCCCCGCAACCUCCCACGCCCGACUACACGGAAAGCGAGAUCCUAAAAGCCUACCGCCUCCAGAGGGAACUUGACUUUGAAGAUCCGUACGAGGACGCGGAAAACCGGUCCAGGGCCGAAUCCGCGACGUCGGAACCUGCCACCCCCGUGUACGGCUCGCCCAUGAAGUCCUCCAGCGCAGACGUCAAAUCUCCCAAACACAGACUCAUCAAAGUGGACUCGCAGGACCUGGGCCGAACCAAGAUCCUGCUGAGUGCCAUCUCCUUAGAUGACCAGCAAGAACCUGCGGUGCCGUCUGCUCCCCUGGCAGGGGACACAGAUUAUUCUGACCCAUUUGAUGCUCGGUCGGACCAUCGGCCAGAACCGGACGUGAGACCGGUUACCUCUGAGAACAACGGCUACAUGGAACCUUAUGAGGCCCAAAGAGUCAUAACAGAGCUGCAGCGUGGCCCGGGAGGAGGACGGGCACGGGGUGGGCUGCAGCUGUACGACACCCCUUACGAAGACGGACGAGGCCAACGGCUGGGCUUUACAUUCGGGGAAAGCCAGGAGGAGGGCAAGGAGAGCAGCAGGCUGCCGCAAGAUGACGAAAGACCGGCAGACGAGUACGACCAACCCUGGGAGUGGAAGAAGGAUCACAUCUCCAAAGCGUUUGCAGUGCAGUUUGACGGGCCAGAAUGGGACCGCUCCUCGUCGCCCACGGAGCGCUUGCGUCCACCGGGGCCCUGGUCCAGCCCGCUCUUGGGCGGGGGGUUGAAGUUUCGGAUGCCCCAGGAGGGCCUCACCAUGGUGGGGGAGAGAGUGGACCCCACCCUGCCUCUGGAGAAGCAAGUGUGGUACCACGGCUCCCUGUCCCGGUCCGAAGCGGAGUCGCUGCUCACGCUGAGUAAAGAGUGUAGUUACCUGGUGAGGAACAGCCAGACCAACCGAUGCGACUACUCGCUGUCUCUACGGAGCUGCCAGGGCUUCAUGCACAUGAAGUUCACUCAGUGCAAAGACGGCAAGUUCGUGCUGGGACACAACAGCCCGCCCUUCCACUCCAUCCCCGAGCUGGUCCACUUCUACACCACGCACAAGCUCCCUGUGCGUGGCGCCGAGCACCUGUCGCUGCUCUUCCCCGUGCUGGUGCAGACGCUCUGACUCUUUUUUUUUUUUUUUUUUUGGACCCCUCAAGGACUUUCAGAACUUCAUCAUGUCGACAAACUUGAAAGUAAUCCUUCCCGGUUGUUAUUAGACCGGACCUUCACGGACACGCUCACCUCCGCCACCGCUCCUCUGCUGGGGGCAGGAAAUGCAAUACCUCAACCGUGCCGGACCGGACUUCAGGACAUCACAAGUUCUCCUUUUCGUUUCCGUGUCCGUCACAGCCGAGGAAGUUUGAGACGCCUGAGGAGAAGUUGGGAUCCUCUCGGGCUCUCUUUGCAAACGAUGAAACGACCGCUGUUCCACCACAAACACCUCAUUAAACACUCCUUUUUCACAUUUCUACUGCCGUCAAUAAACGCAACCAUACAGGAUCAUGUGGCUUUUUCACCCUUUUUAUCAACAUUAAAUGUGAUCAAAACUACACAUGCACCAUAUCUUGUGUUUUUUCCAACCGAUACCGAUAACGCUCUGCUUCUCAAACCGAUACGGCACCGAUACCCGAUAACUCGCACACCUGGAGGUAAGAAGGACCGGAACAAAUUAGGAUUUGAUUGAUUAGUCCUAAUGAAAUAUCAAGACAUUACUACCACCAGAGAACCAGAGUAUAA